This is a messenger RNA of Drosophila elegans, 1726 nucleotides long. RefSeq names its product D-beta-hydroxybutyrate dehydrogenase, mitochondrial. The coding region runs from base 237 to 1403 and encodes 388 amino acids. NCBI's taxonomy places the organism in Eukaryota, Metazoa, Arthropoda, Insecta, Diptera, Drosophilidae. The transcript has 7 exons. The record is from RefSeq and is a predicted model, not a curated record.
UACCGCUUAGUGCCACGUCGUGUCUCAGAGCGCCCAGGCCACGGGCCCCAAAUCGUACCGCUUAACGAAGAAUCUGAAAAAAAAACUAAACGAAGUAUACUAGAUAAACCAGUGGUAUUGAAAUACUAGUAAUACUAGAAAUACUAGAACUCCCCGCUCGGGAAAGUGAGUGCCGUGAAUAGCCUGCCAAUCCAUCGAUAAACCUUUUAUUUCCGGAGCACUUGGCAGCAUCCGUCAUGCAGGUCUUCGAUAACAAUAUGCGCCGUGCAUCGCGUCGGGCCUCUCUGCGCCGCGGUUCGAUCUCGGCCCUGCCGCAGAAGUCGCACGAGAUUCCCUGGGACAUCUUCGAGCGGCUCUUCAUGCCCUUCCUGUUCUGCCAGGCGGCCGCCAUCAUCACCUCCCAGCUGCUCCAUGUCCUGGACAUCUCCAGCAUCUCGACCUUCGCCGUCUUCGUCUGGUUCGCCCUGGCCACCGUGGGAGCCGUGCUCUUCUACCACUUCGUCAAGGUAUCCGCUUCGGGCAAGGGCGUGCUAAUCACUGGCUGCGAGGCCCCACUGGCCUGGUAUUUGGCCAAGAAACUGGACGACCUGGGCUUCACCGUUUACGCCGGAUUCAACACGCCCAUCGAGGAUUCGGACGAGGCCAAGAUACUCAAGGAGGAGACCUCGGGACGCAUGAAGCUGCUGCAUCUGGACGUCACAUCGGAGAAAACCAUUUUGGAAGCUGCCCGCUAUGUGUCGCAGCAUUUGCCCCAUGGCGCCGAGGGCUUGUGGUCUGUGGUGCACUGCGCCCACUGGAUAGCUUUGGGCGAACUCGAGUGGAUUCCAUUUGCCGUGCUGCGCAAGAGUUUGGAUCUGAACCUAUUGGGUGGAGCUCGCCUCACCCAAAUCUUCCUGCCCCUGGUCCGCCGUGCCCAUGGUCGCGUGGUCUUCCUCACCUCGGGCCUGAAUCGGGUGCCAUCGCCCGUCCGGGGCAUCCAGUGUGCCACCCAGGCGGCCGUCGACUGCUUUGCCGCCUGUCUGCGCCAGGAGAUGAGGACCCGCGGAGUGGACGUGUCCGUGGUGGCUGCCGGAGAGUUCGCCCCCGGCAACGGCUGGCUGAACGAAACGGAGCUGCGUGACCAGGCCAAGCAAAUGUGGAACCAGCUUUCCUCGGAGCAGAAGAAGACCUACGGCGAGGAUUACUACGAGGCGGCCAUGACGUCGGUGGAGAAGUACUCUCGCCAGGCAGCCGACAUCCAGCCCACGCUGCGCGUUCUCAUCGAUGCCGUGACCAGGACCUUCCCCAUGGCCCGCUACACUCCGGUGACGGCCACCGAGAGGCUGCAGAUCUUCCUGGCCGAGCACCUGGCUCCCUCCCUCUACGAAUCCAUCUAUGGCGAGCAGAAGAAGUUCGUCUACUGAGCACUCCCACACCAUCCCAGCCUAUCCAGAUAUGUCCCUGCCUGAUAUUGUUAUUCGGAAAUUGUUAUUCAUUUAUGAUUUUCACGGAAAUCCAUGCCCCUGCUCCUUGAAGGACAUCCCGAAAAGGAACUGUUGCCGAAAGCACUACUUCGCUAAGCUUCGCCAGUCGAUGAGCAUUUACGUCCUUCUCUCGAUUAUUCUCAUAAUUAUCCUUGCACGGAAGCGUCUGUUCUGUGGAUGCCUGCAUAAUAUUAUUUUCUUUAGUUGCUAGAACGAAUUGUAUAACGACGAAUAAAAUGAAAUGGAAACAAUAGCAAACUGAA